Molecule: messenger RNA, 12663 nt
Organism: Gymnodraco acuticeps
Lineage: Eukaryota; Metazoa; Chordata; Actinopteri; Perciformes; Bathydraconidae
Product: protein phosphatase 1 regulatory subunit 29-like
Exons: 8
Coding region: 855-3785 (976 amino acids)
Cellular component (GO): plasma membrane
Molecular function (GO): protein binding
Source: RefSeq, a predicted model, not a curated record
ACGGACCUCCGCUCUGUCCAGGGAUAACAUACUCUCGCUUUCCCCGCCUGACACGCUGCAGAUCGGACCGUAAAGCUGCUGCUGCCUCCUCUUCUCAUCGGGAACCGGAUCAAGUUCUACAUCUGAGGUUUCUUGAUUUGGCCCGUGGGGAAAGAACCAAUUGCUGGGACAACAGCUGUUUGGACAAAGGAAAAGCAAAUCGAUUUGACCACAACACGCAGUGCAGACCAUCAUCAAGACUGCAGAUUUAACAUCUUCUGGGACAGCAGCAUACACACCAUUUGAAAGGACAUCUUGCAGAUUCUUCUAAACAACUUCAUUCUGAUAUAAUCCGAUUGAUCCAAUUCAAGACCCAGGAGGCAGGCUCUAUCCUCCCAGCCUGUCCUCCAACGAGCAGGAGUUCAGUCUGAAGUAAAGUUGCUUGCGUUGCUCUUGGCCAGCCCAGGUGUUACCCAAUGCUGUCGAACCCUGGUGCGACUGUGCACAGAGGCUUACACCGCUAACGACUGGCAGAUGAUCUGAGGACAUCCAACUCAAGGUGCUGUGCCUUUCGGAGAGGGAGUCUUUCCUCAUCUGUUUGCAAGACGUACACUUGUCAGAGGCCAUGAGUAGCAGCUGGGGUGACAGUCUCCAAAACCCUUUGACGUGGAACACCUAAAAUGGGGACAGGACCUGCUGCCAUGCUGCAAGCUCAGCUCUAAUCACCGCGAAGACGCCCUUCAGUUCACCUUCCUCUCUACUUAGAUUUGCCCCUGACCUGCAGCCCUUCCUGAUUCAAAACUCGCCGCCUCCCUCCCUUCAACGCCUCUUUUUCCUCCUUUCUACUGAGGCGAUAUCACUCGAUAACCCAAACCAUGGCCAGCAGACAGCGCUUGUCCUCCCUGUUCCUCUCCCUCCUGCUCCCUGCACUGUUGCUCCUCCACAUGCCGGCCUGGGUGAAAGGCGACUGCUGGCUCAUAGAGGGGGAUAAAGGCUACGUGUGGCUGGCUAUCUGCAGUCAGAACCAGCCUCCUUACGAGACCAUCCCCCAGCACAUCAACAGCACGGUUCAUGACCUGAGGCUGAAUGAGAACAAACUUAAGGCUGUGCUCUUUACCUCCAUGUACCGCUUCACAAACCUCACUGACCUCAAUCUCACCAAGAACGAGAUCAGCUACAUAGAGGAUGGAGCCUUCGCUGGACAGGCCAACCUACAGGUUCUUCAGCUGGGCUACAAUAAGAUGACUAACCUGACUGAGGGCAUGCUGAGAGGUCUGGGUCGAAUCCAAUGCCUCUUCUUGCAACACAAUCUUAUUGAGGUCAUCGCUAGCAAUGCCUUCUGGGAGUGCCCCAGCCUCAGCAGCCUGGACUUAUCUUCCAAUAAGUUGGCUCGUCUUGACCCGUCUACAUUCACGGUCCUCAACAGGCUGCAGGUGUGUGAACUGGCGGGAAACCCGUUCCACUGUAGCUGUGAUCUUUUCACUUUCCUCACCUGGCUGGAGGCGUUCAACAAUGUCACCCACACCUACGACCGCCUCCAGUGCGAAACGCCUCUGGAAAUGAAUGGUUAUCCUCUUCUGAGUCCGCUGCCAGGGCACGGAAGAAAUGCCCGUUACACUCUUUUAUCCAUGUGUCGCGAUGGUGUAAUAAUUCCAGGGAUGACCUCACAGACACCAGAUCAAGAUGGGUCAGGUAUGGGUUUGGAUAACCCAGAUCAAGGUCUGUACCCCCAACCAACCAUAUCGUCCACUGAUCUCCCUACCUAUAACCAUCAGAUUUCCAUGAAGGUUCAAACUGUCUCCAUCUAUAGCGCUUCUCUAUUGAUACAGAUCCCACGACCAUACAGUAAGAUGUACAUCCUUUCCCAGUACAACCAAAGCUUUGUUGCAGACGUCAAGCCCCUGAAAUUUAAGAGGGAGAUACUGACUUUGGAGAAACUGAAACCACACACAAACUACACUUACUGUGUGGCGUCUGCAAGCAAAUCUCAGCGGUACAACCACACCUGUCUGUUCUUCACCACACGAGCUUUGGGGUCAGAGGACCCACAAGCCAAUCCGUCCACAACUACCCACUACAUCAUGACCAUCCUGGGAUGUCUGUUUGGCAUGGUCAUUGUGCUUGGAGUAGUCUAUUACUGUCUCAGGCGGCGACGCAUCCUGGAGGAGAAGAAGAAAGCUAUAAGCGUGAAGAAAACUAUUUUGGAGAUGAGGUAUGGCCCGGAGGCGGCUGCUGCAGUGGCCAAUGACCCGGGUGCGAUGCAGCGUCUCCAGGAGCAAGCUCACCACCAGCACCACCAUUCAGGUGGAGCAGGAGGCAAGCUGCCCCAGUCUGCCUCCUCUAGCACAGGCAUGCUCCACGGAUCAGCCAACACCAGUACUUCACGCCUCUCCACUUUGCCGCAGGUAGAAAAAAUGGCCACUGCCUUUUCUGAGGCAAUGGGCGGCAAGGGCAACUACAUUGAUGUGAGGACGGCGGGAAUGGCAGUGGAAGGCAGGGAGGGAGGGAUGGGAGCUGGAGGUGCAGUGAUGGGAGGGGAAGCAGUCGUGGAUAUGCGAGGUGGGGCUGAGAAUGGGACGGAGGCUGGGGAGGAUUCGGAUGAUGAUGGCCGUGGCUCAGCAUCAGAGAUCUCCACCAUCGCCAAGGAGGUGGACAAGGUGAACCAGAUCAUCAACAACUGCAUCGACGCCCUGAAGCUGGAUACCUCUGCUUGUGUCGUAACCAGCGCUGACAACGCCAACUCCGUGUCCAACUCUCAGCCGCUAACUUGCAUCGCAUCCCUCCCUCGCAACCUCCUUCCUCUAUCUCCGGGUCACCUUGGCGAUCAGAUCAUGGCCUCCUCUCCAAAGGUGCAUCCAAAGUCUCACCCCCAACCUCAUCCUCAGCCUCACCCCCUGCAACAUCCUCAGCAGCAUCCUCAGUUACAUCCUCAGUUACAUCCCCCUCACCCGCCUUCCAUGGCCCCAGUGCCCCUUGUCAUGCCCCUGUCUGAGCGACCGGGCAUAAGCGGUGGGGGUUUCCUUUCCCCUCCUUACCGUGACCCACCGCCAGCCAAUGCAGUGCGGCCCCUUCAGAGGCAGUUGAGUUCUGACACUGCUGUGAAGAACCGUUGUAACCCUGCAGCGGGAUCAAUCAAGAGUAACAGGGUGUACAGUGUGGAUAUACCCGAGCAGCGCAGCGACCCUCCCAAGUACCCGAUGGAAAAAGGAAGCCCUGCGGGUUGUGGUGGAGGGGGCGGAAAUGGAGGAGGUGGCGGAGUAGGCGGCUGCAACGGAAAUGGGAUGGGAAACAUCAAUGGUGGUGGGGUGAGUGUGAAUGGGGGUGGGAUGGGGUGUAAUAACGGGAACGGAGGUGGGGGUGCAGUGGUUGGCCCAGGACAGCAGCAUCAGCAUCAGCACCAGCACCACUUGGAGGUUCAGCCAGACUACCACAGCUCUGAGCACCGCCACUCCUUUCCUGCGCUCUACUACGAGGGCGGCAACGAAUCACCCUUACCGGCCCAAAAGGCUUCAUUCCUCAAGCCACUGGGCCGCACCAAGAGGGAUGCCACAGCCACCUACUCCCAGCUCUCACCUUCCCGUCACCACAACUACAACUCUGGCUACUCCUCCAGUCCAGAGUAUUCGUCUGAGAGCACACUGCGGAUCUGGGAGCGAUUCCGGCCUUACAAGAAGAGCCCCAGAGAGGAAGCAUCCUAUAUAGCGGCAGGCCACGCCCUGCGUAAGAAGGUGCAGUUUGCCAAGGAUGAGGACCUUCACGAUAUUUUGGACUACUGGAAGGGGGUUUCUGCCCAACAGAAGCUGUGAGCCAAGAAAGGAAAGUCGAAUGUUCUAAGGGAGAUUGUGAGGUUCGAUGCCAACAGCAGACUUAUAAAGGGGAUCAGAUGUUAAUGUAGCAAGACAAAAGCGUAUGGCACUCACUGAGGAAUCCAUUGAAAUUGAUAAUUCCCCUGCUGGAGUUAAAGAGAUAUUCUCUCUGGGUGUUUAAAAAAAUUCCAUAAUAAUCCAUUGACAUUUUAAGAGGUUGUUUCUGAAAUUGGUUAUUUCCCGUACAAUAGGCUGUUCACCAAACUACCUCAUGCUGGGCACGUUGGUCCUCGCAGGCUUCCUUAGCCGGUCAAAUCCCCACUAAUGAGCAAGAAAAGGUGGUAACAAGCAAAUGUUUUCUACCUCAUAACUGGUACUUACUGUAGCUCGGCAAUUUCACCCCCACCCACGUCCUAAACCCAUCAAACCGCCAUUUACAAAAGAAUAAUUCCAAUGCACCGCCAACACCUGCUCUCCUAUAGAAGCAUCAUUUAGGGAGACAAUGAGAGACGGAUGAGGAAUUAGGUGCACUUGUUUUAGAGUAGCCUGAAUCUUCCUCUUUGGGGGAGGACAUUAAGUGAUACUUAUCGGGCUAAUUGUUCUUCCUCGUAAUUAACCAUUGUAAGGAUAGGUCGAGGAGGGGAUGUGUUGAGCAUGCUUAUCGAUUCGAAACACCUCACUACAUAUGUUCACCGGUGUGUGGGCAUGUAUAAAGUUGGUGCAUGCUGGUGAGAGUGAUUGUGUGGGUGGGAGGUUACAGUGCGGGCAGAGUCUUCUCUUAUUCUCAGUCCUGUCUAUGGUAGCAAAAUGAAUAGCUUAGUGGAGAUGCUUUGCAUUUAGAUGUGUGUGUGUGUGUGUGUGUGUGCGUGCGUGCGUGCAUGUCUGUCUAUCUAGAUAGUGUAAAGUAAACCUCUCUUGGCCCAUUUCGUAUUUACUGUUGUAGCAUAUUUCAUUUGAGCUAUAAGGUAAAACAUUCACAUUUCAAAAGUGCAAGUCAUGCGGUUUGGUUGUGGAGGUGUUGGCUCCUAUAUUAAAGAACCCUGUAAUCACAUUUAGGGAAGAUGGACAGCAGGUUAGAGGUUUUGCUGCAUCUCAUUUUGAACCUGCCAGCGUUGGAGAGGAGAUAGGGUGUUGUAUCAGCUCGAGGCAAGGCUGCUUACAAACUUAAAUGAUGUCAAAUGCUCCCUGCACUACACACUGAGAUACAAUAGAUGGUAAGUGGAGUGAAGGCCCGAGGGAAGUACUUGGCCCCAGACUGGAUGACUCGCCACUUUCUUUAUAUGACCCGCUUGCUCUGGGUGGGAACCUGCUAUGGACCAAAGUGCCAUUUGGAGGUACAGUAUGAUUUUACAAGUUUGUUAUAUUCAUUAAUUGAUUUGUUUUCUUCUGUAUGGAACCAAGAACAUAACUCUUGGUUCAUUAUUUCAUAUUUGGGUUUGACUUUCUUGGUGUUACAAUGAAAUCUGUUAAAACAAAUAGGAGCAAGGCUUGGUAAUGACAACAACACAACCAGGAGGCUUGAUGGAUGUUGUUCUCAUUUGCAUUCAUGAGCAUUUUAGUACACAAGAGGCACAGAUGCUUACCAGACAAGUGCUUCAGAUAAUCAAAAUGGAAGUACUUGCCAUUCAUGUGUUGAUCUUAUUGCAUUCCCUCUUGAUCAACACAAAUGCUAUCAGAAUAUACACUUCAGCAGGCUGUCUUUUCAUAUUCCUAUUCUCACCCUGACCUCUUUCUCUGAUGUGACACAUCUCAAUUGAAUAUGUAUAAAUUAUCUUUUAAAUAUCUAAUGAAUUCAUUCACCUCCAUGUUUUCCCCCUACCCGCAACCUCUGUCCAACUUAAUGGGGUACAUUAAUGAGUCAUUUGCGGAGGUUGAUGUCGUACUAUCGUCUGAGGUCAGAAGGGCAUGCUGAUAUUAUUAACUCUGCCAGACUGGGAUCCUGAUUGAAAUUAAUGACGGCUGCCUUCGUUGGUUUAUCUGUCUUUCUGUCCUUGCCUACCGCAUCAGAUGUUUAACCAUGGUCCACCGUUUUCUGUUGCCUGUAACUCUUGCAGACAGGAAUUACCCUGAGUCUGAAAAACUAAGGUCAGAUGUAUGCUUCACGAUGACUCUGCAGGUUACGAUUAGGCCAAGGUCAGCUAGUGUUUGGAUCUAACCUCCUGGGUGUUAUUCCCAUUUGAGUCAGAUUGGCCUGGAAGUGAUGCAUUUCUAUUAGAUUUUCCACUGGAUGAUAUCAUCGUGUCGACAGGGCUUGAGUUUACCCGCUGUUCGAGGUGUACGUUUGACGAGGAAAGGGAAAGCAGAAGGUGGCAUCUCCUCUUUGACCGAUACAGGUCUCUGUCUACAGAAUGGAGCUCUACAAAGAAGGUCAGGUGAUACAUCUGUUGUGAAGUAGCAGAAGAGGAUUAUGCUCAUGUGUAUACACAUUUCAAUGUUAGCAUGAGAGUAGAAAGUAGUCCUAGCAACAACUGUGUAACCAGGUAUUGUUGUAUUGCAUUGGAAGAAACAUCAGAACCCUAGCAAACAAAAGCACAUUUGAACCUUGAGGGGUAAAUGAGAAAACAUGUCAUCAUUUGAUGAACAAACCAUAUUAACAUGCUUUGAUUUUGUACAUAUUGUUCAUCCUGAGUUUGACCUCUCUAUAUCAUCUGUGGCAGCCAAUCCAAUAGCCCCACUAGCGCUCACAAUGGAUGGGAAAGGCGCGUCAUUACUCCAUCAGAUCAAUAGAACCUAAUGUUGGCGGGCGGGAGCAAAUAAAAAAACACAGAGGAAAUUCCCUUUUUUAUGAAGAGCCCAGUUUUUUUUUUUCGUUUGUCCCAUUUUUCAUAAUCCUCUGGCAGCUCCCCUACGUGUUAGGUCCAAGGAAUAACCAAUCAAUUAGUUUUAAAUUAGUACCACAGGCUGCGGGGUUUAGAAAUAAUGGCUUGAUUUGGAAGAAUGAGGGAAGAAAGCUGAGGUUACCUACAUAUACCCUCUAGGGUUUCCCUUAGAUGUGAGGAAUAACAUUAUCUCCAUGAUUGUCAACAUUUGCCCAAUCAUUCAGUUUGUGUGUGUUUUAUCUACGCUUUAAUUUAUUUCACUUCUACAUUACAAUUCUGUUUGAACACUGAGCCAAGCCUUGCUCCUCUUCCACCUUUAAAGUCUUUUCUUAACUAUGUAAUCAUCUAGAGAAGUGUUUGAUAUUUCUCACUUACCAUGACGGGUGUCUGACUCCAUUCCUCAGGGGCCAGAGUCCACAAAUUGAGACUGACAGAUGUACGGAUACUGUACCUGAGGGAUUGUGUGUGUCUUCUCUCCAGUCUGGCCAAUUAACAACAAUGAUAAACCAAUGUGAUGGAUAUUUCUGACAGUCUCAGGCUUCCAGAGGAAAGCGUACCAGGAAACAAUGGAGAUGUCACAACUUGUGGCGGUCUCUGAGGAAUAGAUUCAACCCGUUCUGUGCUGAGUCCCAGAGGUACUGGUAAUCAGGCAUGGUGUCUGCUCUGAGCUCAACAAUAAACCCACUCAUUGGGGCUGUUGUUUUCCCAAGACGAGGUCACAGAGAGAAUAAGAGCUCGAGUCAACAUUAUGGUGUUUGUGAUCAACGGGUACUUUCUGCUUUAUUUAUCUAAGACUUAGUGGAAUGACUUUCUAUACUCCUCAAACUAAUUUGUGUGUUCUUUACCCUGGUGUAGACAAUAUUGCUGGCUGCCUCGGGGACUCAUUGCAACCAAGUUUGGUUUCUCAUUUCAAGUUUAUUGGAAAACAAAUUAAUAGUCUUGGAAAAUCAUAGAACAACCCUCUCGAAUGCCUCCUUGUAGAGAUGUAUUUGCACCUCAUACCAACCUGUAUACUUGCAAUGGUUCCCUGGGAAUAGCAGUAAGACCUCUUUGCGCUUGUUUAAAUUAACUUUUGGAUCUGUACAAUAGGGUCUGCAGUGGAAACACGGACUUUGUGUUAAUGCUGUAAACAUUAACGCAUCGUGCAGACAGAGGCUGGCUUCAUACUUGCAGGAGUACACCCAGAAGCAUUCCUCUACACAUCUCCUUUUGCCCCUUUACCAUUAUCAAGUUAAUGGUACAAUACACCCGGGCUGUGAACAUAACUUUUUGAAACUCCUCUUGGACUUUAAUAUCGGUACAACAAAUGGGAGUCUGGGGACAGAAGUUAUGCGAUACAGGAAAUCAAACAAAUUGUCCCUAGGAUUUUAAUCUCCAACUUUGCCCGGUACCUUUAUAUCUCCUUACAAAGUUGUGCAUUCUGCAAACAGAAUAAUAUAUUUAUGUUGUUAACUUGUAAGAUAUAUACCUUUUUACAUCAGAUACAUUUCAGAAGCUGCAAUUUGAAGAUUUUAAGUAUUUUUGCGCUAUAGUGUGACAGGGUUGGACAGUCCUGCUUUCCACUAUAGGCCAGACAGAUCAAGCCAGGGCGUCUUUCCAAACUCUCGCUGCUCUAGGAGAAGAGUUGAUGUAUUUUAAUUACACAGGUUACUUUUGUCAGAUGCCUUACAAACACAAUGAUCGGUCAGCUGCUGAACAAGUCAAACAAAUAUGUAUUCAGAAAUGUUCUUUGAAGAUAAACUUGUCUUUCGGUGUUGAGAAUAUUGGUGUGCAGAGCCAUGUCUUCUUCAUUGCACUGUACAUCGUGGCCCCGGUCUAAAUCCCCUUGAUGAUUCGUCUAACAAAGAAUGGGCAGACUUGGAGAAAGUACCAUUGAAAGGCUCAGUUCAGAGCACAAGCAUCACCCUUCAAGAAGCACAGGGAACCAAUGAGCAAGGCAUCAUUAAGGAGAAGGUGGUUCAAUGUAAUCAAACAGACAACCCGUCUGGGGUUACCUGGCCUAUCACUCUGUCUGCAUUCAUGUCAUGUCAAGUAAUGACCAUAACCCUACUUCUGCCAAGGAGUCUGUGUUUCCAAUUUCAAUUCCUUUUGUUUGACUAUUAAUAAGUUAGAUAAGUCAAAAACAUUCAAAACGUUUUGACUUAAUAGCCCACGUUCAUUUUGUAUGUAUGUUGCUGGACAUUCAAAGACAUGUAGUUUCGGCUUUCUUAUCUACUAAUCUGGAAACCAUCAAAAAGAGAUUAACGCAAACUAAUCACAUUAACAAGUGUGAUUAUGACUUCCUCCCGUGAUUCAAGCAUUGAUGUUUACCAUGAAUUGCACGGCAGUAAGAAGGAACUACCACCACAUCUUGAUUACAGAGAAUACGUGUUUUAAUCGUAAACACCACUACUAUAAUUAUAACAUUUACCUUGGCAGAUGGUAGCACUUUCUGAGUACUUUCUACUCUUUAAUAGAUUGUGACCACGCAGUUGCUAUGGCUCUGCCUGAAGGAAUUACCUUGAAAGAUGCUCUGCCCUUGAGUGACUUGUUUCUGUCGAACCGGAGGCUUCACAGCGAAUCCAUCCACUCUCCGAUAAGACCGGCUUAGGUGACCUUGGCCCUGGCUAGUUCAACUGGCUCUAAAGAGGAAGCAGGACUGUGGCUAAACCGCAAACAACACUGUCUGUCUGCUGUUGAGGUUGGGACGGUGAUUUGUCGGUUUAUUUGCGGGGUGACCUGAUCUGUUGAUCCUUUGACUCAAUCUCACGACCAAGACUGAGGAAGGGAGUCCCCUUUAUGAAUUCUACAUACAACAAAAGUGGAGGAGUUUCUACCGGAGGUCAACUGUGACACACACACACACACACGACAAACGCACAGACACUAAUGUAGAGAACCAAUGAAUAUACUGUACGUGUUUGAAUAGAUUAGAGUUACACUAUAUGGACUUGAAAUGUGAGAAGACAUACAACAUAUACCUUCCUACACAAAACAAAGUAUACAUUACACACACACUUACAAACACAUUCGCACACACACAAAACAUGCCAUAUUCACACCUGCCCACACAAAAUAUGGACUGAAUAUUUCUAUCCACGUUUACAGACACAAACAUUCUUAAAAAGUGCCAAACGGCGAGUUUUAUGUGCAGGCGGAGUGGAACCAAACAUCUGUAAAAAGGAACUUUACAGGCCUGUAAAAGUGUAUUUACUUCUUUGUAUAAUUUAUGCAUUACUUUUCUCAACUUGUUUUACUUGUAGUGUUAUUGUUCUCAUGAUCUGUUAUAAUCUGUGAAUGUUAGAAUGAACUUUGCUUAUUGUGAAUGUCAUAUUUAAAGUUCUCGUGGUUUCUUCUGAUCUGUCUGACUUUAAAGUGAUCUUAAAUUGUGUAUACGUUUUGUUAAAUUACACAUUACAACAACUCAAAGAAGCCAUUUGCCUUGCAGACACCUCCCUAUAUUAAAUUAGAAAACAAAAAUGUAAAUGAAUACCAAAUAAUACAACAGUAUGGUUUGUGUACAAUUGAAUAUAUGGGAUUUUAUUUUUUUGGUAAACCAAGGUUUUUUUUGGUCGUGCUAGAUUCUGUUUUUCUUCAGGCAAUUCCACACACACACACACACACACACACACACACACUCACCCUGAGAGGUGUGUUGAGGGGCUGAUAAAUGCCUGUCACGGCUGGCCUUUCAAGGACCUUGUUUUUCAGGGAAGGCAGAGAAACAGCAGGAGAGUUUGAGAGUGUCCUUUUGGAAGAUUGAACCGGCUCUGCUGUAAGACUUUUCUUUAAAGUAUUAUCCUUUGCAUUUAUAUGUGUGUUCGUAUGUUUUAUCUGCUUCCAAAUAACCCCGUUGUGUCAGACAGUGCAGCUCAGCACGAGUGCGUCCUCAACGAGUAUGAGCAACAUUCAUAUUGCUUUGAGUGUUUGUGAGUUUGAGGGGUUUUGAUAUGAAGGUUCAUUUUGUCGCUAGAGUGAUGGCCGAGGCCAGGUACCUGAAGCAUUUUCAAUUCAUCUGUCUUUCAGUCUGCAUUACAUUUAGCUGACGCUUUUAUCCAAAGCGACUUACAAUAAGUACAUUCGACCAGGAAGACACAACCUUGAAGAAAACAGAAUCAUAUAAGUGCAUCAGGUUUCAUAGAGCCAAACAUUUCAAGUGCUACUCAACUGGCUUUAGAUAAGCCAGCCCUUUAUUAGUAUAUAAGUGCUUUGUUAGCAGUUCUUUGUUAGUAAUUCUAUCGCUGGAAGUGGAAUUACCUUCAAAGUCUGCAGGGUACUCCAAUGAGGCUGUGCUCAUUCACCUGCUUGCUGUGUCACACACACACACUCAGCAUUAAUUGCAUGCUGCCAAUUUCAUACACACACUCGUUGGCACAUUUGCACUCAGACUGCCAUCAACACAAACACUGAUAGUAAUUACACACUGGCAUGCUUGCUCACACUGUUCACUGACAGGAAUAUUAUCCUACACCAUAAUGUCAAACCUACCCAUGCAUGCACCACCUCCCUCACACCAUGUCCUCCCUUCAUCCUCCUGGUUGAGUGAAUUUCCUUUUUCUGUAAAGCUUUUACUCCUGACCCUCUUGCUCCUCCGUUGCCUGAUUAGCAUUAGCACAGCAGGUUAGCUUGCACUCUGACAACUAGAGUGGUGUUCUAAUUCCCCAAACUCCUGCCCUGCAGAGGUAAGAUGGUGGUCUGACAGACCCCACACACACACCUGGGUUAAGUAAAGGGGAGACUUUGAUUUUUGACUUUUCAACCCCUGGUAUCUCAGGGAUUCAAUCGCAGGUGUUGCUGACUUUUGGUUCAGUGAGUCGAAAGAGAAUAGGUAGAGUGGAGCGGAGGGAAAGAGACUGGAGGACAAACAGUAAAGAAAUUGAGGUGAGACAACAGAGGAACACUGAUACAUAAAGUGGGUUGAGAGACGCUUAUCUGGUGCAUGUCCACAAAGUGAAAGUUAGAAUCUUGUUGUUUGUGGAACUUGAUGCUCCAUCAUCUUAGUCUCUGAAUGCUACUUCCAUUUGUGUGAUCUAGUUGAGAGGAACAAUUGAAUAAAGCAUGUCUGCAGUAGGCUACAGAGUCAAACGUAUCCUUGAGCAAGGCACUGAAGCUGAAACCUCUCUGACGCACCUGAACAUUGGUCUGACUGUGGCUCCGAUGCAUCACUUACAAAAACCACAUGCAUGUAAAGCCCUAUUUGUACAGGACUAGUUGUUGUUGUGUUAUUACCAAGUUGUGUUGGAACGUAAUACCUAUUAAAUCAGCCAUGUAAUGAUUCCUAUGCUCGUCACCCACCAUGCUUAGACAGACACUGAGGUGAUGUGAAAUUAGUCCCGUUUUAAAUCGAUAUCUAGAGGUCUGGGGUUUUGUUCUUUGUCGAGAAUUCUAAACCCAUUUUGACAGAUUUUGGGUGCAAAAUCAGGAGGCACAUUUUAAUAAUUAAAAGCAUAGAGACCCAUUCACAAGAGGUCUUUGUGAUCAUUAUGGAUACAUAAAUAAGCCACUAUUUAUUUAUGAUAUAUAUAAAAAAAGUAUAUGUUACAAGGUUUUGACAUAUUUCCAGAGAUAUCAUAAGUAAAUACAGACAUGUGCAUAACGGGAAACAGACAUCCCAUGAGGUCCUUUGUGUGACUUGGUGGUAUUCAAUUAAGGCCAUUUAGCUAUUGACUUAACUGGCACCAUAAGAACAUUAAAGUAAAAUGUGGCUGCUACUCCUUUAAGCUCCAACAAUUCUGAUUUCUGUCCCCUGGCAGUUAUGUAAGACAUCAUUAGUGAGACUCUGUGUGACCUGUAGUUUUAUCUUAGCUGCAGAGGGUGCUCCCAAAUGUCAUUUUGAAAGAUGAUCCAUUUUGGGUACUGUCAACAUGGAUCAGCUGUUAAUUAUGUUUUACAGGAGUAUAUUCAUAUAAUUAAAAACACGUUUGAAUUGGGUAUCAGCACUCAUUAGAGUCAGUGAAUCACAAUGUAUGAAAUCUAGAGUCAGGGAAUUUUCAAAUAUGGAAACUUUCCAUGGGAAUAAACUGGGAAUUUUCUAAAUUGAAGGUUGGCUCUUCAUAGGGAACUUAAAUAUAGUUGAAAAG